UAGAUACAAAAAAUAAUUGCACCCUAAGUACAAUAUCUUCAACCUGCAAUAUGUUGAGGUUCAUCUUUCUUUGUGUUAUUGUUGCUUGUUUUCUACCACAAGAAAGCAUAAGUGGAACUGUAAAACGGAAACGUCAGGCGGGCACAGCUUCGAUGCUGAGUGAUUAUUCGUACGGUUCAGGAGAAGAUUAUUAUCACUAUCCCGACGCUUUUCCAACCACCCUUUACUUUUAUAUCACAUACGGAAAACAGUUCGAUGUCGAUUUACUGUCCACCGAGUCAUCUGCAUUUAGAAAAGAAGCUAAACGAGUAGCUCGAUCAAUGGUGACUCAAAUUGCAAGAAACAUUGGGUUGAUUUCUGAGGACGUCACUGUAGAAGUUAUAUCAUUUGCUAAAGGAUCUACAAAAGCCGAAAUUGCCGUCAAAAUACCUGGUGAUUAUCAAAUAACAGAAGAAGAAUUAUCAAAAGCAGUUAAUGACGUUGCAACUGAUGGUGGGACUGUGGCUGGGAGCGCAAUAUUGGGCAUUGAGGAAAUUAAACUCUCAAUGACAGACGAUCCAGAUUAUGGUAUUACAGAUUCUCCAGACUAUAGUCCCACAGAAACUAUAAUCCUGGAUAUCGAAAUUACAUAUGAAUAUGACAGUUCAUCUACUGAUUUGAGCGAUAUCGAUUCUGAAGAUUUCAAGGCAGAAGCAUUGACUGUUCAACAAGAGCUUACUUUGCAUCUUGUUGGUAAACUAGCAUCACAAGGAAUACUUGUUACUCCUCCAAACGAGUUAGACAUUAAGAUAAAUAGUUUGCGUAGUGUGGGAAGUGAGACGCAAGUUGCUCUGACAAUAGAAGCUCAAACUGUUUCAAUUGAGCAACUCAAUGGAGCAUUGGAGUCAUUGGUAACUGAUGACGAUGUUGGAAUCAAUGGAAGGGCAAUCACGUCUAUAGAGGAGGUGUCAAGAUCAGUAGCCUAUAUUUAUGAUGACGGGGAUGAGAUGCCACCCAUGGAUAUGGAAGUUAUGGGGCCUCAUGACUACGCAGACGACUUACUGAAUGGAGAAAGAGUUCCUCCAGAUGACAAUACUCUCAUUCCUCCAAUUGACUCAGAAGUUAUGUUCCCAAAAGAUACAGACGAUAUUCUGAAUGGUGGUGAUUCAUUGAAUGGAAAUGAUUACGAACCUGUACCGGAUUAUGGCAAUUAUACAGCGCCAUCUACUGGAGAAAGACUUCCUCCUGAUGCGUCAGUAACAUGCCCAUCCAUCAUUGCACCAGAGCGUGGCGUAAUGGAAUGUCUAAACGGGAAUGGCAUUGGAUCUAUUUGCCUCUUUACGUGUGAUGAGGACACAAAUAUGGAGGGUAGUGAUUCGAUUAUAUGUGACGCUGAUGGAGCCUGGAGUGCAGAUGUGCCAUAUUGCGUCCGAAUAUAUUGUCAACCUCACCACAUUACUCUUGACAACGGAGGUGUAGAUUGCACCGACAGUAAUACUUUUCAAUCGGUUUGCAUGUUUACAUGCAACGAUAGACACACGAUGACUGGAAGUAAAUCUGUUAUUUGCCAGAAAAAUGAAUCCUGGUCAGAUCCAGCACCUAUGUGUGAGCCAGAUCCCGUAAACUGCGAAGAAGAGUAUGGUGAUUGGUCUGCUUGUGAAAACGGAAAACGUAUUAAAGAAAGUGUCAUGAUUUCGUCGUCAUCAACAUCAGUCGUGUGCCCUGAAAUUGUGGAAGAUUGCAUCAACUGUGAACUUGACUGGGGUCCUUGGGAAGAAUGUGAUGAUGGAGUGAGAUCACGCACUCAGUACGUACUGAAGGAGAAAGUAGGGGCUGGAGAGGACUGCCCGGAACCAAAAGUGUCACAGCAACAAUGCUUCGAUUGUGUUAUUGAGUGGGGAGAGUGGUCAACAUGUUCAGGAGGGACUAGAACUCGAUCACAGUAUGUGAAAGUGACACCUGUAGGAGGUUCUGAAUGUCCACCUCGAGAGACGGAAACACAAGAUUGUGUCGAUUGUGUCGUUGAAUGGUCUGAAUGGUCCGAUUGCUACAAGGGUGAAGCGGCGAGAACGCAAUACAUAACACAAGCUGCGGCCAACGGAGGAAAAGAAUGUCCGUUAUUAGAACUUGAAAAAGAGAAAUGUACAGACUGUGUUGAGGGAUGGGGUGAAUGGAGCACAUGUACAGAUAACGUCAGCAUAAGACAAGAGAUUAUUCUUGUUGAACCUGAAGGAAGAGGAAAACAAUGUUCUGAACUUCUUCAGUCGGAAGAACAAGAAUGCAGGAAUUGUGAAGUUGCUUGGUCUGACUGGAGCGAAUGUGAGGCAGGUGCGAGAAGCCGACAACUUGAAAUUAUAUCUCCGGCGAUUGGAAACGGAGCUCAGUGUCCUCCUGGAUUAGACGAAGAAACUGAAGAAUGCGUACAUUGCGAAAUGGAGUGGGGAGAUUGGGGAGAAUGCAUAGAAGGUCAACGCCAGAGAACUGAAGUUAUAGUUGUUGAACCAAGAGGAGCAGGAGAUCCCUGUCGUUCACCAAAUUCUGAUUCUAAGAGUUGUGCCAAAUGCGAGAUAUCAUGGGGAGAUUGGACAGUAUGUGAGAAUCAAAAGAGGGAAAGAAAACAGUUCAUCAGUCAAGCACCUUUUGAAGUUGAAGAACCAUGCCCCGAACUUGAUACUGAAGAGGAAGCGUGUAUUGACUGUGUAUCUUCCUGGGGUCCGUGGGGCGAAUGCUUGAAUGGACUACAAGAGAGAACUUUGAUUAUUGAAGAAGAUCCAGUAGGUGCAGGAGAAGCUUGCCCAGAAGAGAAUUAUGAAGUUCAAGAGUGCUGCUUCUAUGAGUGGGGUGAAUGGAGCGAGUGCGAAAACGGCGAUAGAACUCGAAAUGAACAAAUUGUUGUCCAACCACAAGGGGAAACUUGUCCACCAGGGAAACAGGAAUUUGAAUCAUGCGUUGACUGCAUUGUGGAAUGGGGACCUUGGGGUGAAGAAUGUAUAGAUAACACCGUGUUUAGAUACCAAUUCAUAAAGCAAGCCCCAGUUGGAGCCGGAGAUAUUUGCCCUGAGCUGCAAAUUGAAGCUGACUUGUGCGCCAAUUGUGAGGUAGAGUGGGAGCAAUGGAGUGAGUGCGUUGAUAAUUACAGAGAGCGAUCUCAAGUCAUACUUGUGGAACAAGUAGGAGCAGGAAGCCCAUGUCCAGACUUGGAAUUUGAAACCCAAGAAUGCGCUAACUGCGAAGUCGAAUGGUCAGAGUGGAGCGAAUGUGGAAAUGGAAAAAGAAGUCGAACACAGAAUAUUGUUGUAUCAGGGUACGGAGGAGGAAAUCCAUGCCCAGCUUUGCAAGAUGAAGAGGAAGACUGUGUCGACUGCGUUGUGGAUUGGAGAGAAUGGUCAAAAUGCGAAAGUGGUUCACGAAUACGGGAAAUGUACAUCAAAGUAGCUCACGUUGGCUACGGAGCGGAAUGUCCACCCUUGGACGCACAACAGGAAGUUUGUGCAAAUUGCGAAGUUGAUUGGUGGGAAUGGAGUGAAUGUAGCAACAACAUGAGAUCGAGAAGACAAUAUGUUGCUGUUGAGGCAUUCGGUGGGGGAGAAUCAUGUCCUGAAUUAGAAACAGAAGAGGAAGCUUGCAUUGACUGUGGUGUUGAAUGGGGACCAUGGACUGAUUGCUUCGGUGAAUUAAGGACAAGGAGGCAGGAAAUAGUCGUUCCUCUUGUUGGAGCUGGAAGAGAAUGUCCACCACUAGAAUCUGAGACUGAAGCUUGCAUCGUUCCUGGAUCCAAAAAAGCACUGGAGAAAACUAUUUGCAGAUUUACUGAAGAAGUUCUUGGUUACAAGAAAAAUCAUCGAAAGCGUGAUCUUCUUCUGAUUGGAGAUGAAUCAGGAAGUAUUGGUUGGGUGAACUUUGCCAAGAUCAAAGAAAACUUCAAAGCGAUCGCCCGAAAUAUUAGAGGUGGAAUUGGAUCGGAAGAAACUCAGUUGGCAAUGACUUCAUUUGCUCGUUUUAGUCGCACUUUAUUUGAUUUUGACGAUUUUGAUAAUGCUAUUGAUGUCGUUGCUGCAAUUGAUGAAGCUUAUUUCCUCGGUGGAUAUAGAUCCAGAAUAGGAGAUGCACUAGAAGAUGCCAACCGUUGGCUUUUCCAGCAGACUGGAGGAAUGCGAAGCUUUCCCAAUAUUGACGACAGCAUCGAACACGAGCUUCUGAUUGCAACUGACGGAUGUCGUACCGCUGAUAAGUAUAUGCUGCAAGACGGACUGAAAACAAUCAAGAAACGUGGAAUAAAGCUGUACGUAUUGGGAAUUGAGUCGAAGGAUAAGCGUUGUGCCGAAACAGUAGAGUCAAUGGUGGAAGACAAAAAUAACCUGUUUCAAUUGGGAAGCUGGGAGCAACUAGACGAAAUGAACAAAAGAUUAGAAGAAAAAGUUUGUAUCACCAGCGAAGUUCGUGUAGAUGAUAGUGACCGUCGGGGAGAUGAAGGAACAUCUGAAGGAGACGCAGAAUCAUCUUUCAUAGGCGACGAAUUACCACCCGAUGACGGAGUUGAACCCAGUCCGCUGAACGAUGGAUCUCGUCGUGGAGACGGAGUCUAACUGAAUAGCACAAAACUUGAAUAAAAAUCAACAUUUGAACAAACUCUCCACGAACAUCGAAAAAUUGCUUUUUCUUGACCCAUAUUAUGGAAACCAGGGUUAAUACUUUUUAUUAAUUUCAUAUAAUAUACCCACAGAGUGUUCAAACACCUGACAUUUUUCACUUGUCUACAUGGUAUAUGUUUCUUUAAUUUUUCUCCAUAUAUCAAUCCUUACUAUCUGCUACAAAGCUAGUUGAUCAUGUACCUGAAAAAAUGAUUUUAGUUUGAAGGAUGUAUCAUCAUCUUCCAACUAUCUGCCUGGUAGGCUGAAAUUUUAAGAGAAUAUUUGGCAAAGAAUAAUAAAAUGAAAAUGUAAAGCCUGACUAACAAUAGUAUUUCAAUAAAUUAAUUUUCCUACACAGCUCUUGGUUUCUGUGUAACGAUUGUUGCCAACAACGGACGACUAGAAAGAUUAACAAUUUAUGGAUGAUAUAUCAUUUGUUAAAGUUAAUUUUUCCCUGUAUUUGGCAAUCAGGUUCAUGUUGUAGGCAAUUGAUGGGAUUUAUGAUAUACAUAUACAUUCGUGCAGAAUACCCUGGACUUAAAAUGAUUGUUUCCAUUUGUGCGUUGAUCGUGCAUUUAAACCAAUCACACCAGACGACUCUGUGAAAAAUAUGCUUCCAACACCCAUGAAUAGUCUUUAUUAUUCGUAAUAUAUACCAAAUAAAUCUUGAUUGUGACUAUGUAAUAACGUUUGGCAAUAACUCGUCUAUAAAAAUUCUGAACCGGACUGCCGUGGAGUAGUUUGUAAAGUUAUGCGCGGCAUUUCGACUGGUGAUAUACCGGUGGACAAAAUCUUUUUUGUUCGACAACGAUCAAAUUCAAUCCACCAAUUUUGAAUAUAUAUAUGUUAUGUAUGAUUCAACUAUCACAACCAUCCGGCUUCACACUUUGCAAAAUUUGUAUUUGUUUUUGUCAUAUUGAACAGUUUGUUACUAAUGCGUUUGUUUUCACAAUAUCCGUCUCAUCAGUGUAAAUUUCACCAUCUUCAAUAAACUGCUUUGCUAUAUGUAUA
Messenger RNA from Styela clava, 5621 nucleotides. RefSeq lists its product as uncharacterized. NCBI's taxonomy places the organism in Eukaryota, Metazoa, Chordata, Ascidiacea, Stolidobranchia, Styelidae. The record is from RefSeq and is a predicted model, not a curated record.